UGCGUUGUGCCCGCUGACACGUUCCAGAGGCUGCAGGCACACAGAGUCAUCCAUCGACGCAGCGGCACCGCUUCAAAGUAAUUGCUCAGCACUGCCAGUAAUUGUUACUCCCGAGACGCGCUCGGUGUGGAGCUCGCAUACGACGCAUUCGGUGGGGUGGUCAAUCAAUGUGCAGACGUGUGAGUGUCACCGCAGAGCUCCGAGCGCAAUGAGAAUGUCCGCAAUCAGCUGAGCGCCGGGCAGCCUCUCUGCGUGUUAAGAGAAGGGGGGGGGGGCAGCAGCGCUGUGUGGUUCGCUUCAAGUCUCGAGUGCACGUGGCCGUCAAAGGCUGAAGACGGUGGUACGCGAUGGCUCUCGUGGUUCAUCUGAAGCGGGUGGAGAAGCUUCGGGGCAAAGCGGACCGGAUUGCCCGAGUGAAGUUUCGAGGUCUGACUUUUGACACGAACGUGUUUGAAAACUGCGAGGAUGAAGCCCGCUUCGACAAGAUAUUCCGCUGGCCCCUGGCCACUGCAAUCAAUGGAAGUGAAACCUUGGAAGUCCAAGUUUACAACCAUGGCAAGCUCUCUAAAAAGCUGGUGGGGACCUUCCGCAUGGUACUGCAGCAGCUGCUGGAGCAGGGACAGUUGGAGUUGACGGAAACACUCCUCGAUGAAAACAACGCCUCGAUCAUGGCAACGGUCACACUGGAACUCCAAUACCAGGCGCUCGAUGGCACAGUGGGUGCGUGGAGCGAGCGGGAUUUUGUGGCAUUCCACAACCGGCAUCUCAUCCCAACCCCGACAGGGGACACGGACUCACUCAUGCCAGAAGAUGAGACCGGUGGAGGUAAAAAAAGGAAGUUCUUGAAAUUCAAUAUUGGACGAAAGAAAUCCAAAGAUGAUGAAGCGGCGUAUGUCAAUCCAACUUUCGAAGAGAGCGAGGAUUCGGAUGGAUCAGGUGGGAUGUCGGUGAGUGGCAAGGGCGAUAACCUGGACACCAUUUCCAUUGCCUCAGGCAAGGUGGAGACAUCGGAUGUUUCCAACAAAAGAUCGAAACCGGAGCAGAGGGUCGAUCCGACUGCGGGCAAGCCUCAGAGCUACCAGGUGAGUGUGAUGAUCAUUCGCGCACAGAAGCUGGUGGGACUCAACAUAGACCCAAUGGUGAUUUUGGAGGUUGGAGAUAUAAAGAAGAAAACGAGGAUCGAAAAAUCCACGAAUUGCCCUAACUACAACGAGUAUUUCGUGUUUGACUUCAACACGGCUCCCAACACAAUGUUUGACACGAUCAUUAAGCUGACGGUAGUUCACAAUAAAGAUGCGAUCCGAAGUGGGACUCCAAUUGGGACCUUCAAACUCGACGUUGGCACGGUCUACAGUCAGCCUGACCACCGCUUCUACCACAAGUGGGCCACGCUGAUUGACCCAGACGACAUCACGGCCGACAUCAAGGGCUACGUGCAGUGCGACAUCACCGUGGUGGGGAAGGGCGACAACAUCAAGAAGUCGCACAAGUCGAUCGAGAGCGACGACGACUCGCUUGAAGGGAACCUGAUACUUCCGGAUGGCUGCAAGGGGGAGAGGCAGUGGGCCCGUUUCUACGUGAAUAUCUACAGAGCUGUGGGCCUGCCCAAGAUGAACACCGCCAUCGUGGCCAACGUGAAGAAGGCCCUCAUGGGCCAGGAGAGGGACCUCGUCGACCCCUACGUGCAAGUCUCCUUCGCUGGACAGAAGGGCAAGACGUCGGUGCAGCAUAACAGCUACGAGCCGGUGUGGAACGAGCAGGUGGUGCUCACCGAUAUCUUCCCACCACUCUGCCGCCGCAUGAAGCUCCAAAUCCGCGACAGCGACAAAGUCAACGACGUGGCCAUCGGCAGUCACUUCAUCGACCUCACGAAGAUCUCCAACAAUGGGGACAAAGGCUUCAUGCCGACGUUCGGCCCGGCGUGGGUCAACAUGUACGGCUCGACGCGCAACUACACGCUGGUGGACGAACACCAGGAGCUGAACGACGGCCUCGGGGAGGGCGUGUCGUUCCGCGCCCGCCUCCUCUUGCAGAUCACCACCGAGCAGCUGGACAAGACGUCCCCGGAGCUGAACAACACCACGGAGGUUAUGGUGGAGGAUAUUCCGAAGAUCAAUGAUUCGAUGCUUGGAAAGAUGGAAGAGUUCUUCUUGUUCGGAGCGUUUCUGGAGGCCACGAUGAUUGACAGGAGUAUCAGCGAAAAGCUCAUCAGCUUUGAAAUCAGCAUUGGGAAUUACGGAAACAGCAUAGAUGGGCUGAACAAGUCCAACCCCCAGGAGCGCAGUGACGACGAGGAUGAAGAUGACGAUGAGGAUGACGAGGAGGAGACAGUGCUGCUGGCAGCCGAGAAAUCCAAGGGCGCGGAAGAUUUAUCGUCGAUGUUCUCUACCACACCUCCCAUGAAGCCGGAGACUAACGACAGGCAGUACUUCCACAUGCCUUACUACGAGCAGAAGCCGUGCGUCCACGUGGAGAGCACGUGGCACGACCAGCGACGGCGUCUCUACAACUCCAACAUCAUUGACAAGAUCGCCGACAAGCUGGAUGAGGGCAUCAGCGACGUGAAGGAAGCGAUGAAGACAGAUAAGCCCCAUCCGGAGCGCAGGCUGCGAGGAGCCUUGGAGGAGAUGAGCAGCGGUUGCGAACGAUUCUGUUCCCUGGCCAAUAAGGAAUCAUCGUCAAUUGAGUACACAGAUCUUGACCGAAAACAGCUCAAGAUGCGCUUGAAGGAGCUUGACUAUAUUAGCAUACAGGGCAAUAACCUGAUCAAGCAGGUGAAGGGUAAAAACCUCAAGGAGCGGGUCAAGACGGUCGAGGGCUUCCUGCAGAAGCUUCGGCUCCUUGCAGACGAGCCUCAGCACAGCAUCCCGGACGUGUUCAUCUGGAUGCUGGUCAACAAGACGAAGCGCGUCGCUUUCGCCCGCAUCCCCGCCAAAGAUAUCCUCUACGCCAACGCCGAUGAGGAGUUGGGGAAGGACUGUGGUAAAGUCAAAACGCUUUUCCUCAAGCUGCCAGGGAAACGUUCGUUUGGCCCAGGAGGUUGGGCCAUGCAAGCCAAGCUGGAGGUCUACCUCUGGCUGGGCACAAACAAGCAACGCAAUAACUUCCUAAAAGGCAUGCCCACUGGAUAUGUGGAGAAGAAAUCGAUCGAUCCCACCGUUCCUCCAAGGGUCCUCACCUACAGCAAGAGGUCGCAGUUCGAGCUGCGCGCGCACAUGUACCAGGCUCGCAGCCUCUUCGCCGCCGACAGCACGGGGCUCUCCGACCCCUUCGCUCGAGUCAUCUUCUCCACCCACUGCAAGUCCACCGAGGUCUUCCAGGAGACGCUCUGCCCAACGUGGGACCAGCUGCUGGAGUACCAGGACAUCUACAUGUACGGGGAGCCACGCGAGCUGAGAGAUGACCCACCCAUGGUCGUGAUCGAGGUGUACGAUCAAAACACCAUGGGCAAAUCCGAGUUCAUUGGUCGAGCGCUGGCCAAGCCGGUGGUGAAAAUCAGCACGGAGCCGUACGAACCCCCGCGCUUCCCUCCAAUGCUCGACUACUACCAGAUCUACCGAGGCCCACUCACUGCCGGAGAGCUGCUGGCAUCGUUUGAGCUCCUGCAGGUCCCACCUGCAGAGAAUUGCGAAUUCCCUUCCCUGUCUGGACCAACUGGCACUGACCAUGGACCCGUCACCGCCGUCCCCAUGGGUAUCCGGCCUGUGCUGGCCAAAUACAGGAUAGAGAUCCUCUUCUGGGGCCUGAGGGAUCUCAAGCGAGUGCAGUUGCAGUCGGUGGAUCGGCCACGCGUCGACAUCGAGUGCGCGGGCAAGGGCAUCCAGUCGGUGGUGAUCGAAGACUUCAAUACAAACCCCAACUUCAGCCACCUUGUCAAGUUCUUUGAAGUGGAUCUGCCAGAGAAGGAGUUGUACCACCCGCCACUCAACAUCCGAGUGGUGGACUGCCGUGCGUUUGGCCGCUACAUCCUCGUGGGCUCGGACACAGUUACGUCGCUGAGCAAGUUCAUCUUCCAUGCAGAGGGGCCCAACAAGGGCCGCAGAUACAGCGUUGCGCCAACGACCAACGAUGCUGACUUCAUGAAACAGAUCAUGGAGACGAGUAUGUUGGACCCCGACAAACCAGAGACGGCGAUCAACGUCGAGGACGACAAGCAAGUCGCCAUCCCGAUCAUGAAGAAGAAAAAGAAGAAGGAAACCUCCGACGAUUCGGACGAGAGCGUGCUGGACUGGUGGUCCAAGUUCUUCGCAUCCAUAGAGAUGCUCAAAGAGAGUCGACGGCAGACUCCGGAGGACGAUGCAAUAGAGGGAACUUCUGCAGUGACUGCCAAGGCAGUGGCCCCAAAAAAGGCUCGGAAAAAAGGGGCCGACAAGGACAACGACAAACAAACGAAGAAGCCCGGACUCCAGGUGGAAGAGUUGAAGCCACUUGUUGGUCAAUCAAGCCACACUGAACGAGCUGUAAAGAAGGGCUACUCAACAUUCCAGGCAGUGGCACCCAGAUUGGACGGAUUAAAACUGGAUCAGGGCUGCUGGCGUCGCAUGAACCCAGAGCUGCUGAAACACUGCUUGAUGGUUGUGAAGUCUGGCGGACUCUGCAUGGUUUAUGAUAAGGAGCUGGAGGCAGAGUUCAAUAACUUUGAAGACUGGCUGAACACGUUCAAUGUGUAUCGCGGCAAGAACAGCGACGAAGACAGCGACUUUGACAAGGAGAGAUUGGUGGGGCGUUUCAAGGGCUCGGCCUGCAUUUACAAGUGGCCCCUCUCCAAAGCGGUGCUGGAUGAAGUGGGGUACGACCCCCAGCUGGGGAUGUUCCAGGGCAUCCCCAUAAACGAUCCCAUCAGCGUGCUCGUGAGGGUCUACAUCGUGCGGGCAACUGACCUCCAUCCAGCUGACGUCAAUGGGAAGGCGGAUCCGUACAUUGUGCUCAAGCUGGGCAAGACCGAGGUGAAGGACAAUGAAAACUACAUUGCCAAGCAGCUGAACCCCAUCUUUGGAAAGUCUUUUGACAUCGAGGCAACCUUCCCCAUGGAGUCAAUGCUCACUGUGCAGAUCAUGGAUUGGGACCUGGUGGGAAUAAAUGACCUCAUUGGAGAAACCAAGAUCGACCUGGAGAAUCGCUACUACAGCUAUCACCGUGCCACCUGUGGGAUAGCACAGCAGUACGCCAUCCAUGGCUACAAUGUGUGGCGUGACCCUCAAAAGCCGACGGAGAUCCUGUCCCAGCUCUGCAAGGACAACAAAAUGGCAGAACCGGAAUACGGUCCGGUCGGCCGUGUGAAGGUGGCCAGCCGCAUCUUCACAGGGCCCACCGAGCUAGAAGACGAGACCGGCCACAUAAAGGAGACCAAUGAGCAUGUGGCACUCAAGGUCCUGCACAACUGGGGAGAGAUCAGCCCCAAGGGCUGCCGGCUGGUGCCAGAGCAUGUGGAGACGCGGCCUCUCCUUCACCCUGACAAGCCUGGCAUUGAGCAGGGCCGUGUGGAAAUGUGGGUGGACAUGUUUCCAAAGGACCUGCCGCACCCAGGGCCACCUGUGGACAUCUCUCCACGCAAACCCAAGAGCUACGUACUCAAGGUUGUGAUAUGGAACACGGAUGACGUGAAGCUUGAGGACGACAAUUUCUUCACAGGAGAGCGAUCGAGCGAUAUUUACGUGCGCGGCUGGCUCAAGGGGAAGGAAGUGGACAAGCAGGACACGGACGUGCACUACCACUCGCUCACGGGCGAGGGCAACUUCAACUGGCGCUUCAUCUACCCCUUCGACUACCUGGUGGCUGAGGAGAAGAUUGUCUUCUUCAAGAAGCAGUCCAUCUUCGAUUUGGAUCCAACCGAGUUCAGGAUGCCAGCGAUCCUCAACAUGCAAGUGUGGGACGCCAACCACUUCUCUGCCGAUGAUUUUCUUGGUAAAAUUGAGUUGGACCUCAACCGCUUCCCACGAGGAGCCAAGUCGUCCAAGCAGUGCUCGUUGAACAUGCUCAAGAUGGACGGCUCGGUGCCGAUGGCCUCCAUCUUCAAGCUCAAACGGAUCAAGGGCUGGUGGCCCUUUGUCUCCACCGAUGACAACAAUGAACAGGAGCUCACGGGGAAGGUGGAAGCCGAGCUGCAUCUGCUGACGGCGGAGGAGGCGGAGAAGAACCCGGCAGGACUGGGCCGCAGCGAGCCCGACCCCCUCGAGAAACCCAAUCGCCCGAAAACCUCUUUCUCAUGGCUGACAAAUCCAUUCAAGUCCCUCUUCCUCGUCAUCUGGAAGAACUACAAGUGGUACAUCAUCACCGCCCUCGUCCUGCUCAUCUUCGCCCUCUUCAUCGCCCUGCUUUUCUACACAUUGCCAGGAGCCAUCACAAGCAACCUCAUCGGAUAGGGAACCUCAGAGACAAUGGCUGUGGGCAACUUCACGGUGACCAGAGUAUACUAAGAGGAUUGUAGCCAGAGCUCUUGAACUUUCUACAGGGUUACAAGAGCGCGAGAUCACACCGCCUGUUUAUAAUUCAUGGAGCACGGGUGCACACAACUCAAGGGAUGUGUUGAUGACGUUACAUUGUAAACAUGUCCCACAUAAUGGCAGCAUCUCCCAUGGAUUUACACAUGCACAACUGUUGGGAGGACAUUCGAAAUGACAAAAAAACAAGAUCCUCUUGAGUUGUGUACCAACCAUGGGAACGUCUUGGCUUCCUGCUAAGAUAUCAACAACAAUAAAUAGAUGUGAUGUAUUAAAUCAGGUAUGUGUGCUUGUAGAGAAUACACCACUGGGCAGGUUAUCGUGAUUGUCCUGUGUAGCCCAGCGAUGUCCUUUCGGGUUGCAGUGCAUUUUAUUCAGCACAAUGUCCGAUGCAUGUGCUGGGAGUUUCGGGAAUUUCAUUAAAUUCUUGAAACAACUCUUGAGUUCCUCAAGAAUAUUCCCAGCAUGUCAAGCGAAAUGUUGGACCUCGUGGUGAACAACACACAGUACAACCCGAAACACAUUGCAGUGUACAGAAUAUAUCUAAACACAAAAGGAUCUGUUACACUAAGUAAAAUUCUUUCUUGGUUCGUAAGCUUGUGGUCCUUCGACUCAAUGCCGGACCAAAUUUUUUUUUACAGCAGCAAAUGUUUAAGCUGGCAAACCAUUAACCAAUGUCAUCUUUCUGAGUCUCAUUAGCAGAUGGUGGCAUAUUUUACACGCACGCUGUUGUUUUACUUCAUGUUACGUACGAGAUCCCAUCCACUAACACCGGCAAAAUAUGCUUGAACAGGUUCAACUGAUAAUCGGAGUAAGAAGCGCAAAAUAAUUUUCAGGGGUUAUCCUCUUAAACAAAUGCUGCUGGAGAACUUUGGUGGUCCGGAAUGCUUCUCGGAUCAUUGACCAACAAUCGUAUUUUGAGUGGUUAAACAGCACCAUUGUCUACAUUACAUCAAUACAUAACAUUUAUAUACUGUAUGUGUACAUAUCGAUCAGCAGCUGAUUUAGGUUCACUUAUUGUACAUUUAGAAUAAGGAGGUGGUGCAUUAAAUGUUACUUUUGUAUGUGCU
This is a messenger RNA of Lethenteron reissneri (Far Eastern brook lamprey), 7510 nucleotides long. RefSeq names its product otoferlin-like. Lineage: Eukaryota; Metazoa; Chordata; Hyperoartia; Petromyzontiformes; Petromyzontidae. Gene Ontology annotation, cellular component: membrane. The record is from RefSeq and is a predicted model, not a curated record. Gene Ontology annotation, biological process: plasma membrane organization.